AUGGCUAAGAUCUUUGCAACUGGAACUACUGGCUAUAUAGGGGGCGAUGCUCUCUACCUCAUCUCACAAAAACACCCAGAAUGGGAACUCACAUGCCUGGUUCGGAACAGUGACAAAGGCGCCAAAGUUGCUGCUGUCUAUCCGAAAGUGAGGUUGGUCUACGGAGACUUGGACACUGUAGACCUGAUCGAGGAGGAGGCUGCCAACUCCGACAUCGUCUAUCACUUUGCCAACUGCGACCAUGAGGCUUCGGCGCGCGCUAUUGCUAAAGGGCUCGCACGGAGAAACCGCGAAGGCACUGGUUACUGGAUUCAUACAUCCGGAACACUAAUUCUCGGCUGGGAAACAAUUGACCUUGCCGACUUUGGUAACAGAUUGGAUAAAGUGUAUGACGACUGGGACAACGUGGGCGAAUUGAUAUCUCAACCCGACCACGCUGCUCACAGGAAUGACUUGUCGAACCUCUACCUUCUCCUCGGCGAGGCUGCUCUCAAUGGCGGCUCGCCGGCGACCUGGAAUGACCAGGGUUAUUAUUUGGCUGAGAACGGUCCUUUUGUAUGGGGAGAUUUGAUCCAGGAAAUUGCAAAUGUUGCUCAUAAAAAUGGUCUACUGCCAGAAGCAACCGUGGAAAGCCUGAGUCCGGCAGAAGCUGAAACAUUUCUCCCCAAUGCCAGGCUGCUGAUGGGGACCAACUCAAGGGGGGUAUCCAUUCGAGGAAAGAAACUGCUGGGUUGGAAACCUGCUAUGCAUGGAAUUAUGGAAGAAAUUCCCGAGUGUGUGGAGAGCGAAGCCGAGCGCCUUGGUCUGAUCAAACGCCAUGCAGCAAAAGUUGCAGGAUAG
Molecule: messenger RNA, 840 nt
Organism: Fonsecaea monophora
Lineage: Eukaryota; Fungi; Ascomycota; Eurotiomycetes; Chaetothyriales; Herpotrichiellaceae
Exons: 2
Coding region: 1-840 (279 amino acids)
Molecular function (GO): NAD binding; oxidoreductase activity, acting on the aldehyde or oxo group of donors, NAD or NADP as acceptor
Source: RefSeq, a predicted model, not a curated record